AUGACACAAUUCUACACCUUUAGAAUCAUUGCAUCAUCAAGAGAAGCUGGUAAAGCUUUUGGAGUCAAUAAAUUAAAAUCAACGUUCUUGCCCGAUGCACUGACAUACAACGUUCUGAUCAAAGGUUUUUGUCAAUGGGGAAAAGUUGAUCGCGCCAAGAACAUCAUGGAUUUCAUGAAAAACAACGGUUGUCAGCCAAACCUAUUCAACUACUCGACCUUAAUGACUGGUUUAUGCAGCGAAGGAAGAUUGGAGGAGGCAACAGCCAUGUUUGACGAAAUGAAGGAGAUUGGCGUGAAACCAGACACGAUCAGCUACACCACUUUAGUCGAUACAUUAUGCAAAAUGGGGAAAAUCGAAGAAGCAAAGUUAUUGCUCGAAGAAAUGAAAGAAAACGAAUGCAGAGCAGAUACAGUUACAUUUAACGUGGUAUUGGGUGGUUUGUGUAGAAAUUUUCGAUUCGAGGAGGCUCUUGAGAUGCUGUAUAGGCUACCUAAUGCGGGUAUUCAACUGAAUAAAGGUAGUUAUAGGAUUGUUUUGAAUAGAUUGUGUAAGGAAAGUGAAUUAGAAAGGGCAGUUGAAUUGUUGGGGCUAAUGUUGAGCAGGGGAAUCAAACCACAUUUCGCGACUUCCAACGAGUUGAUAGUUAAACUCAGCGAGGAUGGGAGAGUGGCCGAUGCUAUGAUGGUUUUGUGUGAUUUAGUUGAGGUGGGGUUCAAACCCGAGGUUGAAUCGUGGUCUUCUUUGGUUGAGUCUGUGUGUCGGGAGAGAAAACUCUUGCCUAUGUUUGAACUACUUGACGAACUUUUUGAAUGAUUUAUGGCAAUGGUUUGGUUGUUUCUUGUA
Molecule: messenger RNA, 846 nt
Organism: Impatiens glandulifera
Lineage: Eukaryota; Viridiplantae; Streptophyta; Magnoliopsida; Ericales; Balsaminaceae
Product: pentatricopeptide repeat-containing protein At5g18475-like
Exons: 1
Coding region: 1-816 (271 amino acids)
Molecular function (GO): protein binding
Source: RefSeq, a predicted model, not a curated record